Molecule: messenger RNA, 1445 nt
Organism: Tilletiaria anomala UBC 951
Lineage: Eukaryota; Fungi; Basidiomycota; Exobasidiomycetes; Georgefischeriales; Tilletiariaceae
Product: glycoside hydrolase family 16 protein
Exons: 2
Coding region: 174-1214 (346 amino acids)
Biological process (GO): glucan catabolic process
Molecular function (GO): hydrolase activity, hydrolyzing O-glycosyl compounds
Source: RefSeq, a predicted model, not a curated record
GACAGCGCCAUUCGUGCCCCUGUUCUUCUUCUAAAUGGGGUCUUCGUUGACCUGCUGAUCGGCGAUCCUGCCAAGCUGUGAGGUUGUGUGUGCAUGCGUGUCGGUGUGAUCCGCUCCCAGUCCUGCCCUGCUCUCCGAACGCGUGCGGGUUCCUCGCAUCAACACCACCCAGGAUGCCCUCCAUAGUAACGCUGGCCACCGCGUUCAGCGGCAUCCUCGCCACUGUUGCCACCGUCCGCGUGCAAGCGGCAUCUGGCAGCAUUCUCGGUGAUGCAGAAGCGCCGCACAGCCUUGAGAAACGUGGCUACCGCCUCAGCUCGAAGUGGGAGUCACCCUCCAGCAUUCUCGCCAACUUUGUCUUUAGCACCAUGGACGACCCCAGCGGCGGCUAUGUGCAGUACGUCAACAAGAGCGUCGCGUUGGCGAACAAUAUGUUUGGAACCGGCACGAAUGGAGGAUUGAAGUUUGGCGCAGACAUGAAGCAGGUCGGCGGCGCUCGGAGGAGCAUCAGGCUCGAGUCUGUCGCUCGUUACGGACAAGGCCUGUACAUUUUCGAUAUUUCCCACAUGCCCACCGGAUGCGGGACCUGGCCCGCGGUAUGGACCUACACAGGUUCCGACGACUGGCCGUAUGGCGGCGAGGUCGACAUACUCGAAGGCGUCAACGGCGUGACGAGCGCGCCGAAUGCGCCGAGCAUGCACACGGGCCCUAAUUGCACAAUGCCAAACAGCAACUCGGGCAUGACCGGUUCACGCGUGCACUACGACUGCAACAGCGCCAACGGCGCCAACGACAACAAUGGCUGCACUGCCAAGAUGACCGACCAAACGAUUAGCUAUGGCUACCGGUUCAACCAGAACCAGGGCGGCGUCUACGCGUACCAGCGCGACAGCAGCGACCUCAAGAUUUGGUUCUGGAGCUCGCAGGACGCGCCGGCAGGUACCAAGCGCGACGACGCGCGCUCAGUCGACGUCACGACGUGGGGCAACCCCAGCGUCAGCUUCCCAUUCACCAGCACCUGCUCGGCUAGCCACCUCAACGACAACCAGAUCAUCACCAUGAAUCUCGACUUUUGCGGUGGCUACGUCGCCGGCAGGUGGGCCACCGACGGGUGCUCCGCCGUCGCAAGCGAUUGCAAUACGUACGUAUCCAACACUCCCAACCCGGAGGCGUACUUUGACAUCAACGCCAUCAAGAUCUACAUGCCCUAUUAACGCGCCAUUCAAACGUCGUAGAAAACCGGAUUGCUUCGCGCAUCUCUAGACUUCAGGAGUUAUCCUCUGGAGCAAUGUUCAUUAUAAUCUUUUUAUAUAUCGCUUCAUGGAAUCAAGGCACGGAUAGGACAACGAAGGGGGAACAAGCAUCGAUGGGAGAUUCUGGUCGUGCCUCGUCAUUAUUUGGGUUGUACCUAUCAUUGCAGCAGGAGGAAAGAAAUAGAAUCAUAC